AUGUCAAAGCAGAAUAGACGUUUGACCAGCUCAACCAGCAGCUCUAAUGGGAAUAUCACUCCUAAAACCAGUUCCACUUCCAGAUUAAAUAUAUCGAAUGAUUUUUCCGCUGGAAGAUCCUACUUAGAUACAGAUGAUGAUAUUAGUUUGAGUGAUGAAGAGUUGCCACUCAAAAAAAAAAGAAAAAAAAGAAUAAUAGAAGAUGAUGAAUCCGAUGACGAAUUACAAUCUGUCGUUGUUCAUAUUUCUGAUGAUGACUUCUCUGACACCGAUACAACAAUACAAAAUAAACCUGUAGCUUUGAAACAUGGUGCUGACGGUAAACUGUGUCAUGAGUGUGACUAUAAAGAUAUUUGUGACUGUUUAUUUACAAAUUGUCAAGGAUGCUUUCCUUCCUGUCCAAUGUGCCGAGGUAGCAAAUGCGGUCCGAUAUGCCGCAAGAAUAGAGGUUAUUUAGUGGUCAAGUAUAUAGAUUCGAGUGUAGGAACUACCCGAGUGAACCCCUGUGUUUCUAUAUACGAAAAUUGA
This is a messenger RNA of Auanema sp. JU1783, 528 nucleotides long. Lineage: Eukaryota; Metazoa; Nematoda; Chromadorea; Rhabditida; Rhabditidae. The record is from the annotation of a GenBank genome assembly.